This is a messenger RNA of Cavenderia fasciculata, 2142 nucleotides long. RefSeq lists its product as uncharacterized. The record is from RefSeq and is a predicted model, not a curated record. Gene Ontology annotation, cellular component: SCF ubiquitin ligase complex. The transcript is spliced from 4 exons. The coding region runs from base 1 to 2142 and encodes 713 amino acids. NCBI's taxonomy places the organism in Eukaryota, Evosea, Eumycetozoa, Acytosteliales, Cavenderiaceae. Gene Ontology annotation, biological process: SCF-dependent proteasomal ubiquitin-dependent protein catabolic process.
AUGGACGAUUUAGCUGAACUUAGAAGACAAAGACAUGCACAGUACUUGAGACAAUCACCACCAAGUACUGAGGGAGAUACUUCACCACCACCAACUAUAGCAUCCCCUCCAAUACAACCAGCAGUAGUAGUAGCACCACCACCACCUAAUAUUGUUAAUCCCAACAACGCAAAUUUGAUUGGAGGACAUCCCAACCCAUUUGCAAACCCUCAUGCCCCACCUAUGAUGCCACAUCCUUGGUUCAAUAAAAAAGCUGCUGCUGUCUCUAGUUGGUCAUCUUCAAGUGGUCAUAGAUUAGGCGAUGGCACAGAGUCUGAGGAAACAACAACAACUACGACAAAUAAAAAUGAAUCAGAUGAUGUACUUGAAGAAGAAUUAAUGGAAGAGGAUCAAGAGACAACUAAUCAAAUGGUUCAACCAACAAUUGAAAAUGAUGAAUCAUUUGAUGAUGAUGGUGAUAAUUCAGACAGUGACAAUGAAGAUCAAGACAAUGGAGACGAAGAUGAAGAUAUGAUGAUGCCACCCAAUGGUGGAAUGAUGAUGCCUCCUGGUGGAUUUGUACCUGGUAUGGGAAUGAUGCCUGGUAUGGGAUUUAAUCAUUUCAAUCAAUUUCAAGCAUUUGGAGGUACAGGUCACACUCUUCAAGAAUUGAAUCCAUCGUUGGAAAGUUCAAAACCAAAGGAAAAGGGAGAGAUUGCCGAUAUGAUCAAAGAUAGAAUCAGCUCAUUGCCAUCGGAUCAAGCUGAAUUGUAUCCAAAACCAGCACCAAGGGUCUUUGAAAGAGACAUCAAAAAGCUUGUCGACAUUUGCUUGUUGCAACUCAUCAGAGAGCUUCAGACACACCUUUCCAAACUCAAAAUACUCAGUCCUGAGCUCGUCUACCGUAUGAUCGAGUUGAUGAAGGACAAGGGAAGACGAGUUGAACGCAAGGCAAUGGAUCAACUAAAGGUUGCUGGUGUACGUUUGAUGGAUAUGCAUUUGGACCAUCAAGAUUUACUUGUAAAUAAUAACUUUGUGUUAAACUGUCUUCCAGGAUUUGUUUAUCUUCAUACCAUUUCGUUUGUUGGUUGCUCUAAUGUCACCGAUACUGGCAUGGAAGGUUUUAAAACAAUGACCAACUUAACCUCUUUAAAUCUUACUGGUACAAGAAUUUCUGAUGUUUCUUUAAAAUUUAUUAGAAGAUUAACAUUAUUAAGAUCAUUAUCUUUAAGAAAUACGGGAAUUACUGAAAAGGGAGUUUUAUUAUUAUCACCAUUAUCAAAAUUGGAAUCAUUAGAUCUGACCAAUCUUUUAUUGACUGAUACUUCGAUGUUGACAGUUGCAACCUUUUCAAAUUUAAAUACUUUGUUGUUGGGCAAUGCAUUGGUCACUGAAAAGGGUAUCAACGAUAUUUCAAAUCUACCAAUCACUACACUUUCUUUACUUCAUUGUAAAAAAAUUAAUAAUGCUUCUAUGGUUUAUUUAACAAAAUAUCAAAAUACAUUGGAAUCAUUAGAUAUUACAGGAACGAUGGUAAUGGGAAUGGGAUUUAUUCAUUUAAAGAGAUUUAAGAAAUUAAGAGAUCUACAAUUACCAAAUAGAUUAUGUAUCACCGAUGACACUAUCAAACAUUUGGAUUCUCUCGAAUUUAUUUCUAAACUUCAUCUUUCCGAUUACACUCAAAUCACAUCAAUUACCUCUAUUCCAAAUCUUAAACGACUUGUUGAUUUAUCAUUAUCAAAUACUAAAAUUUCAGAUGAUUCAAUUCCAACUAUUCUUAAAUAUUUAAAUUUAGAACAUCUUAAUUUAGAUAGAACCAAUGUAACUGAUUUUGGAGUAUCACAAUUGGCUGUAUUACAAUUAACCACACUUAGCCUUAGUUCAACUAAAAUCAAUGGUACUUGUUUCCCUGAACUUUCUGGCAUUACUUUGUUAAAGUGGUUGAAUGUCUCGAACAAUGAGAUUGACGAUGCCAAAGUACCUGCAUUAUUUAAAUUGCCAGAAUUGCAAUUCAUCGAUCUUCGUGGAACCUAUGCCUACAAAUCAGCAAGAGAAUUUAAUUCAUCUGUCACUGUUCGUGUUCCACUCCCAAUCGUCGUACAAGAAGAAAUUGAUGAAGAAAUGCAAGACAACGAAGAUGAAGAUGAUGGUAAUGCUUUUUAA